AGGUUGAGACUUUGAUGGAAAAAUAAAUGAGUGUGAUGAAACUCGUAAUUCGCACACGUUAUGCGUGCACCGCUAACAAAACAUAAACCUUUGCUGAGAAAGUUUAUUCCUUUUCUCCUCUGUCUGAAUGUGAAGACUUAGCACAGUGAUGAAGUGAGUGCUGCAUCAAAAUUUACCGUCAGUGCAUUUUCUUGGAUUCCUAAUGAUUGCAUCUCCUUAGGGUGUUUAUUGGAAUGCUGAAGCUGAAAACUUUUGUUUAGGGGGAUUUUGUUGUUGCUAGUUUUGGUUGGGCUCAUCAAAGGUAGGAUUUCACUGGCAUUUUUGGUUGAUGGAUUGUACUGUGUCGCAUCAGUGUGUUCUGUAAGAAGUGGAGGGUUUGACAUUGCUUUGUAUGUGCAAGUCAUUGCAUGUGAGGAGAACUGUUGGAGAUCUUCUUCAACGCUGCAGAAGGUUGAGAAGCCAUUAGUGGGUGGGUAUGGUCAUUUAUGCUUGAGGGAUUUGAGCUUUGGAUUCUGAUUGAGUAGGGCUUCUUGCUAAAACCAUAACCCCCAUCAAGGUUUUUGCUCUGUGUGUUUGGAAAUAGCUUACCCUUUGAGCUGCUCAGUCUUUUUUUCCUGUAUUCGCUGCAAGGUUGCUUGAUUGGACCUUGUUUGAUCCUCAACAAUGUCAGAGAAGAUCAUGUUUCACUCAAGAUUUAUAUUUUACGUGAUGAUCAUUUCUAUGUUCCUUUUGGUCCUGUCAUCUCUUUUCCUACUCCAGUUUAGCAGUCAUUCUUUGAUACCUAGAUCAGUGUUAGAGCUUAUUCUUGUCAAUAAUGCGUCACUUUACUUCAUGCCUAAAUUGAAGAGAGACCAGAACGUACUCCCUCCUUACGUUUCUGGGGAUUUAAAUUUUCAAUCACAAAAGUCCAGAGAAUCCGACUGUCAAGCUUCUGAUUCAAGCAAGAAAACAAGUUCUGCAGGACAGAAGAUGAAUGUGGCAUCUCACCCAGUUCGGCCUUUAUUGAGAGUAUUCAUGUAUGACUUACCCCCAGAAUUUCACUUUGGGUUAUUGGGUUGGAAGGGAAGUUUGAAUCAAACAUGGCCUGAGGUGGAUAACCCUGAAGGUAUCCCACGCUAUCCAGGUGGUCUGAACUUGCAGCACAGCAUGGAGUACUGGCUCACCCUUGAUCUUCUGUCAUCAAACACAGCUAGAGUUGGUCAUUCUUGCUCUGCAAUCAGAGUGCAGGAUUCAAGUCAAGCAGAUGUAAUUUUUGUGCCAUUUUUCUCAUCUCUAAGUUACAACAGGCAUUCCAAGCUUCAUGGAGAGGAAAAAGUUAGUGUUAACAAAAUGUUGCAACACAAAUUGGUGCAGUUCUUGAUGGACCAGAAAGAAUGGAAACGUUCAGGAGGGAAGGAUCAUCUGAUUAUAGCCCACCAUCCUAACAGCUUGUUGGAUGCAAGAAGAAAAUUGGGUUCUGCUAUGCUUGUGCUUGCAGAUUUCGGAAGGUAUCCUCCUCAAUUAGCAAAUAUCAAGAAAGAUGUAAUAGCCCCCUACAGGCACCUAGUAGGCACCAUACCAAGAGCUAAAUCAGCUUCAUAUGAAGAACGUACCACACUGGUGUAUUUCCAGGGAGCAAUAUACAGGAAAGACGGAGGAGCCAUUCGCCAGGAACUGUACUACCUCCUGAAAGAAGAGAAAGAUGUGCAUUUCAGUUUUGGGAGCAUAGGAGGAAAUGGGAUCAAUCAGGCAAGCCAGGGCAUGGCCUUAUCAAAAUUCUGCCUCAACAUUGCUGGUGAUACCCCAUCCUCGAAUAGACUCUUUGACGCAAUAGUAAGCCAUUGUGUGCCUGUGAUCAUCAGUGAUGAAAUUGAACUACCCUUUGAAGAUGUUUUGGACUACUCAGAUUUUUCUGUAUUUGUGCGUGCCUCUGAUGCUGUGAAGAAAGGCUACCUGCUGAAUCUCCUUCGUUCUAUCAAACGGGAAGAAUGGAACAAGAUGUGGGAAAGAUUGAAGGAAAUUACACCCCACUUUGAGUAUCAGUAUCCAUCACAACCUGGGGAUGCAGUGAAUAUGAUUUGGCAGCAAAUUGCAACAAAGAUAUCUUCAAUAAGAUUCAAUUUGCACAGAAAGAACAGAUACCAGAGAUCUCAGCUUCGUGUUAAGACAAACUGAAAUUCCCAGAUUCUGUGUCGUUAGAAUCUGCUGACCUUGGUCUCAUACAAGUUCAACAUGCCAGUGGAAGAGACAAGCUCUCAUUCUCCUCAUUGGUUUCUUUUUCACUAUUUUUCUUUCUUUUUGCUGAAUUACUCAUCUUGUUGAAGGAAAAAAACGAUUUUUUAUUUUUAUUUUUAUUUUAAUGUCCAAGCAUACUUCAUUAUUUGUCAUCUUGGCAUAUGAAUAUUAGAAAGAGUACUUAAAAUGAAUUUAAUUGGAAUAUAAAAGUAUGUGUAUCUUAUCUUAUCAUCUAAU
This is a messenger RNA of Vigna radiata var. radiata (mung bean), 2451 nucleotides long. Its product is annotated as probable arabinosyltransferase ARAD1. The transcript is spliced from 3 exons. NCBI's taxonomy places the organism in Eukaryota, Viridiplantae, Streptophyta, Magnoliopsida, Fabales, Fabaceae. The coding region runs from base 664 to 2154 and encodes 496 amino acids. The record is from RefSeq and is a predicted model, not a curated record. Gene Ontology annotation, molecular function: glycosyltransferase activity.